This is a messenger RNA of Culicoides brevitarsis, 420 nucleotides long. RefSeq lists its product as uncharacterized. Bases 1 to 420 code for a protein of 139 amino acids. The record is from RefSeq and is a predicted model, not a curated record. The transcript is spliced from 3 exons. NCBI's taxonomy places the organism in Eukaryota, Metazoa, Arthropoda, Insecta, Diptera, Ceratopogonidae.
AUGACUAAUUUGGAUUCGAUGGAGACGGCAGUAACGUUAGCUGGAGUAAUUCACGACGAUGGAGAAGGCGCCGAAACGCAUCAUCAUCACAAAGUCGAUCACGAACACGCGACCUCACAUCAAAGCUUCAAAUUUCAUCAUUUCCAUGCCGUUCCUGUUUACGUCAAGAAAGAAGAUCAGCAAUUUUUGAAGCAUCCCGUUGAAGUUGGAGGCAUCAAACACAAAUUGAAGAUUUUGCAUCCCGAAACUGAACACGCCAAAGGACACGGUUUAACCUUGGAAAAUCACGGCGAAGAGCAUCACGCCCAUCAUCAUCAUCAUCACGAUUCAGGUCAUGCUGGCUCCGAACCCAUCAUCUCCAAUGCGCACGAAUAUGUGCCCCAAUAUCACGAUAUCGCCGUCAACGAGGAACAAAGCUAA